Messenger RNA from Symbiodinium pilosum, 420 nucleotides. The record is from the annotation of a GenBank genome assembly. NCBI's taxonomy places the organism in Eukaryota, Dinophyceae, Suessiales, Symbiodiniaceae.
GCUUCAUUGGACGUAGAGUUGGACUCCACUGUUGGAGCUCUCGCGGGGCGAGCGCAGCUUGCACUGGCGGUUGGUCGCGGUCGACUUCUCAACUCCUCUGGCAGGAUUCUGGACGAGGCAGCGCUCAUCAAAACGGUCAUCUUGCAACAGGGGGACUUCCUGACUCUGCAGUUGGGCACGGUACAGGUACAUGGUGCUCCGGCAGUGUUUGCAGCCAUCCUGGGCGAUGGGUCUCUUGUCACAUGGGGUGACAGCCGAUUCGGUGGUGACAGUGAUGCGGUACAGGAUCAGCUGAAGUGCGUGCAGCAGGUUCAAUCCAACAUGUACGCUUUCGCUGCCAUCCUGGACGAUGGAUCUGUUGUCACUUGGGGUGACGAAGACUGUGGUGGCGACAGUGCUGUUGUGCAGAAGCAGCUAAAG